This is a messenger RNA of Gavialis gangeticus (Gharial), 3265 nucleotides long. It is a transcript of the gene DISC1, whose product is annotated as disrupted in schizophrenia 1. Gene Ontology annotation, biological process: neuron migration; cilium assembly. The record is from RefSeq and is a predicted model, not a curated record. NCBI's taxonomy places the organism in Eukaryota, Metazoa, Chordata, Crocodylia, Gavialidae. Bases 131 to 2704 code for a protein of 857 amino acids. The transcript has 14 exons. Gene Ontology annotation, cellular component: microtubule; mitochondrion; intermediate filament cytoskeleton.
UAUAUAUAAUUUAAAGUUCUAGCACUGUCCCUUUCUUGUUACAGGACUGUAGACUCAAUGCAUGGGCCUUUUCCUUUCUUUGCAUCCAAUUUGAUGAACACUUCAUUAUUUCUAUGGUCUGGGUCACCUCAUGCCUGCAGGCUCUCUUCAUAAAAAGAAGCUGGCAAAGAGACCAGGAUACAUGAGACCAGAAGCUCAGCAACAGAUAGAGUUUCAGCCUCCGGCUGACUGCAAGCCGUUCAACCCAAAGGGGCUUAAACAUGGCAGUAAGCCUUGUGCGGACUUCAAGAAUUGCUCUCUGCACAGACAAGGCAAAAAUGACUUUGAAUUCUCACAUUGUAAUUCAUCUGUAAACAGCACCAUAGUUACCACCAGUGUGGCAAUGUCAUCAACCACUGCUGGAAAUACAUCAGGGAGCUGCAGAAAUCUAUCAGAUCGCAGGAGUCGGCACUCAGAAAACGUAAUUAUGCCUGUUUGCCCUGGAGCUGCCAUAUGCAAAGGAGACUUCUUACCUGUACGCACUUCAGCUACAUGGCAGACUGACUUACUAACAACUGCAUGGCAGACAAGCCGUAGUGGGAGAGUAGAGGACCUGCAAAAAAUGUGGACUGUCAAACAGAAGGAAGUGAACAAUCAUUGUGAACAUGAAAACAAAGAAGUCCCUUCUCACUCUCCAAUUUCUCAAGAUAGCUUUAAUUCAAGUUUUAGCUUCAUACAGCUCUCCCUGAACUCAAGUGAUGAAAGAAAUACCACUGAAAGCCAGUCAGAUGGCAGGGGAGCUGAAUGUGUUCUACAAACAAAUGUAAUAGGAAAAAUGGAAAAAGUGAAUUUGGGCGAACUGGGAGAGAGAGGAAGAAGCUCUCAUAAGGACCUGGGGGCUUCAUCUUGCCUGUGUAGGCAUAGUGAGGAUUAUAAGUAUGCAAGAGAGACCAUUUGGAAAGAUAAACUGCAGGAUUGUGAAACCGUAUCUCUUUCGGAUACAGAUGCAACGUUUUCAUGUUCCACAGAUUCUUCAGAUGCAGCAUCUGCUGGUUCUUCUGUUACCUCAGGCUACGAAAGUAGCUUUACUAUUAGUGAUCACAACUGGGACACCCUGUUGAGGAAAUAUGAGCCUGUGCUCCUGGACUGCUUACUUGGCAACCGUAGUACAUUAAAGAUAAAAGCCUUAAUGUUAAGGCUUCAGAGGCUACAAGAAAAAGCAGUAGAGGAAGAUGAUUAUGAUAAAGCGGAUAAAUUUAAAAAGAAACUGGAAGAACUGGAGAGAGAGAAGAAUUCUUUAAAAUUUCAGCUUCCUUCAAGUCAUCCUUCAAUUAGGAGCUUCUUGGGCAGAUUUCUUGUUCAAGUUCAAGCAGCACUGUCCUGGGCUGCGGAUCGAGGUAGAAGUGAAGAAAUGCAACUCUGGCAAGAAAAUGAGCAGAAACUUCUGAGUCCUGCUUACCAUGAGAGGAUACAGAUUUCAACUGUGAAGAGAGACCAGCUUCUUCAAGAAAAGACAUGGUUACAGAAAGAAACUGAAGACCUCAGAGCAAGGCUGACUGUGCUAGAAGCAAGGGAUCAACAAUUAAGAAGAGAAAUUGAAGCUCAAGAUAGGCUUAUUCAGUUGCAGGACUGUGAACUGCCUGCCUGCCUUGGUUUUGUAAGUUUGAGAGAGCUUCAAGAAAUAAGCAAGGCCUUGGAUGAUACUUUAGGUUCAUCAUGUCAAAUUCCAUUUAGUUUGGACCUCCCAGGAACCAUAAAGAGCCUUCAGGAAAAAGAACAGUCACUCAGCAUGUCCAUUAAAGAAACUGCUGCCAAAGUUUGUACCAGUCAAAAACUCUGCAGUACUUUAAGGAGGAAAGUGAGUGAUAUUGAAACCCAACUACCAGCUCUACUUGAAGCCAAAAUGCUUGCUGUGUCAGGACGUAAUUUCUGUACUGCUAAGGAUCUUGCAGAAGAAAUUAGAUCAUUAACAUCUGAGAAAGAAGGGCUGGAGGGACUUCUCCAAGAGCUCUUGGUACUGAGUGCCAGAAAUGUCCGAAAAUUAGAGAGAAUUAAAGAAGAUCACAACAGACUGAAACAAGAACUGGAGCAGGGGGAGUCUGCCUUUGAGGCAAAUGUGAAAGAAAAUGCUGUGAAAUACAUGGACAUGCUGGAGGACAAGCUUCACAGCUGUGGGAGCCAGCUGCUCCAGAGAGUGUGGGAAGCUGACUUGGAGGCCUGUCAGCUGUUGAUCCGAGGGUUUCAGCUGAAAGAAGCUGGUUGCUGUGCUUCUGAGGAAGACAAGAACCAAGCAGAUGAGAUGGAGACUGUGGCUGAUAGCUGCUUGGAUCCUGAAAAAGGAAAAGAAAAUCACAUCCCAAAAGGCACAGAGUGGGGUACUGCCCCAUGCCCCAAACCCUGUGAGCUGAAAGAGGUUGUGGCAGAUAUUUCAUUUGGUGCAGAAGAUCAUUUGUCUGAGGAAUUCUACAUACUUUCUGCAGAGCUGGGAGAAAAAUGUGAAGCAAUAAGUGAGAAAUUGGUGUACCUAGAAGGCCAGCUUCAGAGUGCAAUUUGCAACAUUGAUGAAGGUCUUAUUCAGUCUCUACAGAGGGAGAUCCAGAUGGUGAAGGAAACUCUGCAGGCCAUGCUGGUGCAGCUCCAGCCAGCUAAGGAGGCAGAAGAAGAUGAAGCUAGAGACUUCCUCUGUGACAGCUGGCGUCCAGGAAAACAAGACUUACAGGAAUAAAAGGGAAGGGGCUGGUACUAUAACAUUAAUUCACAAAGGCUGCUUUUAGUAACUGGAUACUGUCUCACCAAGCCUCGAGGAUCUCUUCUCUCCCUGCAUAACUAAUAACAACUAAAUCAAUUAUGGAGAAAUGGAGCCUGGAGGUCUAUCAACAGAAGUAUUCUACACUGCUUCACAUGCUCUGGCACAGAUUGGAAAACAGCUUUCAGAGCAGAGCAACUCCUGUAAAUGUGUAGAUUACAAAUUGAUAUGUUUCAGAGGAUUCUGUGGAGUUUCUCUUAUAGCUGGUGAGAUUUUUCUAAUAGUUUCCUUCCUUGCUCAUGCAGUCUUUAAAACAGUGAUUGUCAACCAGUGUGCCUGGGGUACCCUACGGUGCUGUGACAUCUUUUGAAGGGGUGCCAUGAGGUAUGAAAAAAUAAGUAGGAGUGAGGCAAUAAGUACAGGCUCAGACUGCCUGGCCCCUCUCUUGCCCCCAUAGCCUAGUCCCUCUGUAAGGAGGUAAGCACUGUCAUAAAUACAUUUGUUUUUUAAAUGGGUUGCUGUCCAUGUCACAAAAAAUUA